AUGGUUUUCAAGCCGUUUACCCACCUCGCGCGCCAGAGUUUCACCAAAGCCUUCACUCACGGCUAUGCUCAAUCCGUAGUCGCGGCGUCGCAGUCCUCCUACGCGUCCCAAGCAACCUUCAACCAUCUCGCCACCCAGCCAGCCAAACUUACACGGACCCAACUUCAGAAUGCUUUCUCCAAUGCCUCCAGCUCGUCUGGCGCUGGCGCCAAGGCUAGCCAGGGGAGUUCGGGCUCAGGGGAUAUGGGGUUAGCCGCGUACUACGCGGCCUGGCAGCAUGCCCAACAGACCGGUGACGAUAGUGAUUGGCGGCAAUUUCAGUUCAAGCGCCGUAUCGGAUGGAAGCCAUCGACUGAAGAAGACGAUCACGCCACACAAGACCGAUCUCAUGUGUCCCCCCACCUGACCAAGGCCGCCGUGAACGAGGAUGUCAGCGCUCAAGUGGAAGAGGCUGUUGCGCGGGAGAUGCAGCAGCUUCAGGAGGAGCAAGCCGAGGCUGAUAAUGCAGAGGCCAGCGAGCAGUCGGCCUCUCGAGAAUCCGCAGUUGAGGAUCUGAUUUCAGAGGAGAUUUCGGAAGAGGCGCGGGCUGCCUCUGACCAGAUCGUUCAGUUGGCCACAGCCCAGAAAUUUGCUGACAUCCCCGCGGCUUUUUUCCAUAUCCUGCGAGAUGGCCUGACUCCGACCGUGGAUGCUUAUAAUGCCCUGCUGGCCGCGGCCAUCCAGCUGCACCCCGAUUCGGCUCAGGCCAUUCCCAAGGCACUGGAUGUCUACUCUGACAUGCUUCGCCGCAAUGUGGUGCCGGAUGAAGACACCUACGAGACGCUUGUUCAGCUGCUUGUAACCCAUGCCAACAAGGCGAUCAACGCAAAGGAGGCAUUGGAAGCGGACCGCGUGCGCUUCGGUGGAAUGGAGGAGCCUGGCAAGUUCAUGCUCCAAUCAAGUGAACUGGAACGAGAUAUCAUCGCUGAGGACCACUCUUUGUCGAUCGCAGUGAAACUCUUUGAUGCCGCGAUCUCCCGCCUCCCCCGCAUUGUAUUCCCUUUGAGUGUUUAUCGUCAGCUAAUCAUCGCAUGUGCUCGGGAGGGUAAGGUGGAGGACAUGGUGCGCAUCUAUGCUCACAUGGAAGUGCAAAAAGUAGUUCCGCACGCUUCUAUCUUCCCAGCUAUGAUCGAUGCGUUUGCGCGCGUUGGGGAUCUCAAGAGCGCCGUCGAGUGCUACAAUGAAUAUCGGAGCCUGGCUGUUUCUGAUGACGAGGGGGUUUUCAGCAUCGUGCAACGCUUAGACGGCGAGGUUUAUGCUGCUCUCAUCCAUGCUUAUCUGAGGGAAGAGGGCGCCAUGAGUUUCCUUGACCGAAUCCGCUCGUCAUUCGAUGAGGUCGAGAACCGUGAUGACCGCUGGGCUGUGAUUGAGUCCGUGAUUGUGAAGGAUGCGCUUGUUCAACACUCUCUGGAUCUUGGGGAACACGCUCAAGCGCUUGCAAAGGCCAAAACUGAGUUGAGUGAGGAGGCUCGUGAUCAGGCCAUUUCUAAGAUUUGCAUCGCCGCAGCUGACAUGGGUGAUCUGGCCACCGCUUCUGAGGCAUAUGAUCGUUUAUCCACCUCCCCAGCAAUGCGUCAAACUCCUGCCAUCUCCCUGCUUGCACUUCACAUUCGCCAGGGCAACCUCAACGCUGCUCGAUCCUUGUGGAUCAUGCUCAACACUGUGGGUCACGCAACCCCGGAGCUGAUUCAGCCGACCACAAUGUACACCAUCGCACUUCUCAAGAGUGGUCAAAUCGAGGCCGGUCUCCAGGAGGCCCGUAACAUGUUCCGAAACAUCCGCAGUCAAUCCAAACCUGAAUCGGAUACCAAGGAGCAGAUGAGCGAGUCGCUCUAUCUCUUCGGACAGGUCCUCAUGAACACUCCUGGCGUUGUGAUUUCUCCCCAAGCCUCCAUGACCCUCCUGUGGUCCAUGGUGGACAACGGUGGAGUGUUCUCUCCCCUGGCGGAGCAUGCUGUUGCUAAUCUCGGUCCAAUGGGGAUCACCCAGCUUAAUGCCGCUGACCUUACUCUAGCCCUGCGGGUCCAAGCCAGCAUUAUUGCGUCUGACAAGUCACUCCAGUUCGACAUCGCCAAUCCCAUCCGCUUUGCGCACAUGCUUGAUGUGGCUCUCUCUACCUCCCUUCCGUUGGACGCGGAACUUACGCGUCUGGUUGACCAGGCUGUUGCCAAGCCUGUCAUUCUCACUUCCCACCCGGACAUCGUGAAGAAGUGGCAGGAUCAUGUGGAGCGUUCCACUCAAGCAUCAUUCGCCUCUGAACGCCAUAGCCCUGUUUCCUUGACUGAGACCGCUCUGACCGUUCCUUCAUCCGGCCCCGAAUCAUUUGAUCCCUAUGUCAACACCACUGAUUUCAGAGGCUCUAUGAUCAUCGCGGAGGAGCUCGAGAAGACCGCCGGCCGCCCAGAGAGCCAUCUUCAGGAGGCAUUGAUUCGUGUUCAGAACAUGCGUCGCGUUGGCCGUCAUCCUCGCUAUAUCACCUACGCUAAGCUGAUUACUGCCGCUGCUAAGAUUGGUCGCAUGGACCUGGUCAACGAGAUCCACAACAUGGCUCGGGAGGAUGUUCCUUUGACUCCUGCCUACAACGCAGUCAAGUACGGCUGGGUUUCUAUUCUCGAUGCUAUGGUUGCUGCAUGCUUGAACACCGGAGAUCGUCAACUGGCUGAUCACUUCCACCAAGAGCUCACUGGCUUGGGCGCCGCUCCAUCCGCAAACACCUUCGGCUUGUACAUCACCACUCUCAAGGAAUCGGCCAAGACUUAUGACGAAGCCUCCGAAGCCUUGCGAAUCUUCAACCGUGCUGUGACCGAGGGUGUUGAGCCUACUCCCUUCUUGUACAAUGCUCUCAUCGGCAAGCUGGGCAAGGCUCGUCGCAUCGACGAUUGUCUCGCCUACUUCGCUGAGAUGCGUGCCAACGGUGUGCGCCCCACGAGCGUGACUUACGGGACUAUUGUCAACGCCCUGUGCCGUGUCAGCGAUAUCCGUUUUGCUGAGGAGAUGUUUGAGGAGAUGGAGGCUGCCCCUAACUACAAGCCUCGACCUGCCCCCUACAACUCCAUGAUCCAGUACUUCCUGAACAUCAAGGGCGACCGCGCCAAGGUCCUCGCUUACUAUGAGCGCAUGAAGGCCCGCAACAUCAAGCCCACCAUGCACACCUACAAGCUGCUCAUCGACGCGUACGCGUCUAUCGAGCCUGCCAACAUGGAUGCUGUCGAGAAGGUCCUCGACUCCAUGAAGGCCGCCGGUCACCAGCCCGAAGCCGUGCACUACGCUGCCGUGGUCCAUGGCCAGGGCUGCGUCCAACAUGACCUCGCCGGAGCCCGCCAGGUCUUCGACUCUGUCAUCGCUGACCGCCGUGUGCGCCCUCAGCCCUGUCUCUACCAGGCUCUGUUCGAGGGAAUGGUCGCCAACAAGCGUGUUGCGGACACAGAGCCCAUUGUCCGUGGCAUGGCCACCCGUGGCGUGGAGUUGACUGCAUACAUCGCGAACAUCCUCAUUGCCGGAUGGGCCGCCGAGGGCAACGUCGCCAAGGCCAAGAACAUCUACGACCGCAUCGGUAUCCAGAAGCGCGAACCAAGCACCUAUGAAGCUAUGACCCGUGCCUUCCUCGGUGCCAAUGACCGCGAGAGUGCCGCCCGCAUCGUCAAUGAGAUGAUGUCGCGCGGAUACCCACCUGCCGUCGCCGGCAAGAUCAUUGACCUGGUCGGCGCUACUCCUUCCAUCUAA
Messenger RNA from Penicillium chermesinum, 3762 nucleotides. RefSeq names its product pentatricopeptide repeat protein. The record is from RefSeq and is a predicted model, not a curated record. Bases 1 to 3762 code for a protein of 1253 amino acids. Lineage: Eukaryota; Fungi; Ascomycota; Eurotiomycetes; Eurotiales; Aspergillaceae. Gene Ontology annotation, molecular function: protein binding. The transcript is spliced from 2 exons.